GCGGAGCUCUACAGCGGAAGUUGUCAAACAGUAUAAGCACAUGGCAAAAUGGCAAGUGAUACAGAACCGUUCGUUGAGGAAUUAAACUUCAAACACCUGACUGUGCCAGAUUUUGGAAAUCCGAAGGCUCAACAACACAAGCCCCUUCAGGAUCUGCUGAAACCUCACAUUGAGUCGUUCAACUAUCUGAUCCAUGAAGGCCUACAAACAGCAGUCGAUGAUAUUGCUCCUUUACAGUUUCAACUUCCCAACAAUGACCAAGUAACACUGAGGCUCUCAAGUCCGUCCUUGGGGCUGCCAUGUGUGUCGGAGAGCAACAAGCACGCCAGCACUCUCCAAGUGUUCCCUACCGAGUGUCGACAGCGGCGGACGAGCUACAAGGGGUCACUGGACAUCCAGGUAUCCUGCCAUGUUGGGAAGCACCUGAUAGAGGAGAGGGAACAGUCACUGGGGCACCUGCCCAUCAUGGUGAAGUCUGAUCUGUGUAAUUUGGCCAAACUGACCCCAGCACAGCUGAUCCAGCGGAAGGAAGAUGAGGAGGAAAUCGGAGGCUACUUUGUGAUCAAUGGAAAUGAAAAAGUCAUUCGAAUGUUAAUUUUGAACAGGAGAAAUGUGCCUCUGUGCUUCAAGCGAGAGCGGUGGCGGAUGCGAGGGAAGCAGUACACGGAGUAUGGCGCCACCUGUCGGUGUGCGAAGGAGGAUCAUGAGGGGCAGAACAUGUAUCUUCACUACCUGACCACUGGCGCCAUGAUGACCUGCUUCAUCUACGACCGGGAGAUGUUCUUCAUACCACUCAUGAUCAUCCUCAAGGGACUGAUAGACUGUUCUGACAAGUUUAUCUUUGACGAGCUCACAAAAGGGAAGGAGGAGGAUUCAUUCUAUAAAGGGUGUAUAGUGAACAUGCUGCAGGAGACGCUGUCAGACCAACUGUACACCAGGUCGGACAUCCUCAAGUACAUCGGCCAACACUUCCGCACCAAGCUGGCCAACAGAUACUGCCCUCCAUGGUACACCGACAGACAGGCCGGGGAACUCUUCAACAAACAUAUUGUUUGCCUUCAUCUCAAAUCCAACAGGGCAAAGUUUGACUUCCUCGUUCACAUGACCAGGAAGUUGUACGCGUUCGCGAAGGGCGAGUGUGCUGCCGACUCCCCCGACAACCCCAUGAACCAGGAACUGCUGUUGUCCGGCCACCUCAUGCUGAUGGUCAUCAAGGAGAAGAUGAAUGACUUCCUCAUCAGGGUAAAGAUGAUGAUUAUGAAGGCUGCCGAAGCAGCCGAUGUCUUUGAGCUGACACCUGCUGCAUUUCAGCGCGCACUGACACUUUGUGGUGGAGACAAAUGUGAAGUGACGAGGAGUGUGGAGUAUCUCCUGUCCACUGGCAACCUGACAUCUCGAUCUGGCCUGGGGCUCAUGCAGUAUUCUGGCUUCGCCAUUGUGGCCGACAGACUCAACUUCUGCCGGUUCCUGUCCCACUUCCGGUGUGUGCACCGAGGAGCGUUCUUCACCACCAUGAGGUCCACAGGAGUCCGCAAGCUCCGCCCAGAAGCCUGGGGAUUCAUGUGCCCUGUCCAUACACCAGAUGGCGCUCCGUGCGGACUGAUGAACCAUCUCGCUCACAGCUGUCAGGUUGUGACGGUGCAGCAUAACACAACACAUCUACUGACUGUGAUGGAGAAUGCGGGGUUGUGUCGGCUGGACGACAGUCCCCCAGGGAAGGUGAAGGAGAGCUACCCCGUCUUCCUGGACGGCAUCCCUGUUGGCUACAUCACCGACAACCUCGCUCAAAACUUCUGUGAUAGACUACGGGUCAUGAAGGUCAAGAGCAUCGAUAAGGUACCGGCUAUCCUGGAGAUCUGCCUGGUUCCCAAGACGGAGUUUGCCAGCCAGUACCCGGCGGUCUACCUGUUCCUUGGCCCCGCCCGGAUGAUGCGGCCCGUCCUGAACCUAAGCCUAGGGAUGGUGGAGAUGAUCGGCACAUUUGAGCAGGUUUACCUCGACAUCUGCAUCACAGAGGAGGAAUUCCACCCAGGGGUGACCACACAUCAGGAGCUUGCCCCCACCAGUAUACUCAGCUCCCUGGCCAACAUGACGCCGUUCUCCGACUUCAACCAGAGCCCCAGGAACAUGUACCAGUGUCAGAUGGCCAAGCAGACACUGGGCACAGCAUGCCACAACAUCACCCACCGCGCCGACAACAAGCUCUACCGACUGUUGACGCCGCAGUCUCCGCUGGUCAGGCCUAAGUAUUACUCUGACCUCGCCGUCGACAACUACCCUCCAGGCACCAACGCUGUGAUAGCUGUCAUAUCCUAUACAGGCUAUGACAUGGAAGACGCUAUGAUCAUCAACAAGUCAUCAGCAGAGAGAGGCCUGGCCCACGGCUGUAUCUACAUGAAUAAGUUUAUUUCUCUCCAGACCGAGACAGCAACCAACACAAAGUAUUCCUGCAUUCUCAGUUACGUUCCCAGCAAGGCAAAACAGAAAUGGAAUCUUGACUCCGAUGGUUUGCCCCCUGUCGGUGCCUACUUGGAGGAAGGGGACGCCCUCUACAGUUAUGUGAACAUCCAGACUGGUGCGAUGACCGUGGAGAAAUACAAGAGCCAGGAGGCUGCGUAUGUUGACAGUGUGAAGAUUGUCCAGAACCCGUCAGACGACCAUGGAGCGGGGCUGCUGCAGCGAGCCGUCCUGAUGUUGAGGGUGCAGAGAAACCCCAUCAUCGGUGAUAAGUUUGCAACACGCCAUGGCCAGAAAGGAAUUUGCAGCAUGUUCUGGCCGGCCGAGGACAUGCCGUUUACAGAGAGUGGCAUGACGCCCGACAUCAUCUUCAACCCUCAUGGCUUCCCUUCCAGGAUGACGAUAGGAAUGAUGAUCGAGAUUAUGGCGGGGAAGUCCUCGGCUCUCCACGGACUCUGCCACGAUGCCACGCCCUUCACUUUCUCCGAAAAACAGCCUGCCAUCGACCACUUUGGGAACAUGUUGACUGCAGCUGGCUACAACUACUACGGCACGGAGAGCAUGUACAGCGGCGUGGACGGCCGAGAGAUGGAGGUCAGCAUCUUCUGCGGCAUCGUGUACUACCAGAGACUUCGACACAUGGUGUCCGACAAGUUCCAGGUGCGGAGUACAGGUCCUGUUGAUCCCCUGACUCACCAGCCUGUGAAGGGGAGGAAGAAGGCCGGAGGGAUCAGGUUCGGAGAGAUGGAGAGAGACGCCCUGAUAGCUCAUGGCGCAGCUUUCCUCAUCCAUGACAGACUCUUCAACUGCUCUGAUGGGACCAGGGCCCGGAUCUGUACGUCGUGUGGGAGUCUGCUGUCUCCGUGUCUGGACAAGCCCCCCGUGUCCACUGCAGCAGCAUCAGUGGAGUCCCGCCGGGUGUGGUCCUGCAAGGUGUGUCAGAGGUCGGACACCAUACAGACAGUCGCUGUCCCCUACGUCUUCCGCUACCUCGUGGCCGAGCUGGCUGCUAUGAACAUUAAGCUCAAACUUGGUGUUAGUUGAACAUAUUGAAGGUUUAGAAACAUUGGACACAGUGCUGGCACAGUGAAUCAUGAGACUUGUGUAAGAUGAAACCUUUGCUGAUCCUUGAACUAAACUUUCAAUUUUUUCCUCCAAUGAAAGUUAUUAUAGCUUUUGUCGUGAGUGAAUGUUGUUUUACGCCAGUCAAUAAUAUUCCUGGUGGAUCAUGGAGGCCGUAAUAUCGGGUAAUCAAAUCUGAUCAGACUACUCAGAGCAACGCCCAGCCCCAUCAGCUUGAUCAGGGUAUGAUCACACGCAAAUUUACUGAUGCCCCAAUCCAAUUUACCAGUAGGGGCCUCCUAUGACAAGCGAUCCAUGAAGAUCUGGGUUCGAAUAGGUCUUCAGCCACCCAUUCUUGCCAUGAGAGGCGACUAUGCUUGUCGUAAGAGGCGACUAAAGGGAUUCAGUGGUGGUCAGGCUCACUGAUUUGGUUGAUGCAUGUGGAUCGAUGCUUAUGAUGUUAAUCACUGGAUUGUCUUGUCCAGACUUGAUUAUUUACAGACCGCCAUCAUAAAGUUGGAAUAAGAUUGAUCAAUGAAACCUCUUUAUUCGCCAGACCUUUGUCAAACAGUUUGAAUUACUGUUUACUUGAAUGAAAUGAUUUGCUCACAAAAAAACCAUACUAUUUCUACCCAGCCAAAUGAGUGACCAGGGGCAGUCAAGGAAACUGCAAUUUUGCUGUGCAGAUUGGUGUCCCUAAGGCCAUGGCAGGAUCUGCUGAUUUUGAUCAGCAUAAAUGUCUGCAACCAGACACUCCAUGAUAUAUGGUUCUAGGUGGUGUUAAAUUCCCAUUCACUCAUUCAGGUUCUCUGCAGGUUGAACGACAUAGACAGCAAGUUAGACAACUGAAGACUUGGAGGUCCAUGUGUAUUUAUGUGUACAUACUCUAAGUGCAUGUAUAAUAGUCCAAAGGAUCUUGGUGAUGUACAUUUGGACACAUAUGAAUGACGAUAAAAGAUAUGAAAGAA
Messenger RNA from Haliotis rufescens (red abalone), 4487 nucleotides. Its product is annotated as DNA-directed RNA polymerase I subunit RPA2-like. The transcript is spliced from 31 exons. Gene Ontology annotation, molecular function: DNA-directed RNA polymerase activity; ribonucleoside binding; DNA binding. The record is from RefSeq and is a predicted model, not a curated record. NCBI's taxonomy places the organism in Eukaryota, Metazoa, Mollusca, Gastropoda, Lepetellida, Haliotidae. Gene Ontology annotation, cellular component: RNA polymerase I complex; nucleus. Bases 49 to 3501 code for a protein of 1150 amino acids. Gene Ontology annotation, biological process: DNA-templated transcription.